This is a messenger RNA of Prunus armeniaca (apricot), 309 nucleotides long. The record is from the annotation of a GenBank genome assembly. NCBI's taxonomy places the organism in Eukaryota, Viridiplantae, Streptophyta, Magnoliopsida, Rosales, Rosaceae.
AUGGCGGUAUGGACAGCGGCGGCUCGGCAAGCCGCGAAUAUGGCUCGGUUCUCUUCUCCCAAGUCUGCUUGUACAGCUCAAGCGGCUUCUCUUGUCCAUCGGCGCGGUCUUGCCGGCGGUGGUGAUCAUCAUGGACCUCCAAAGGUGAACUUUUGGGAGGACCCAAUGCACCCAUUUAAGUGGAAGCAAGAACAUUUUGUGAUUGUCUCUUUAGCUGGAUGGGGGACACUCCUAUAUGGGGGUUAUAAGUUCUUCACCAAAGACAAAAAGGACCAGAAGGACGAGAAAGUUGGAGAACCAUCACACUAG